Lates calcarifer (barramundi perch) is the source of this 2745-nucleotide messenger RNA. RefSeq names its product TBC1 domain family, member 19 (gene tbc1d19). The record is from RefSeq and is a predicted model, not a curated record. NCBI's taxonomy places the organism in Eukaryota, Metazoa, Chordata, Actinopteri, Centropomidae.
GAUUUUCACCGCGGAACCGUAGUACCGGGUCCUUGUUUCCCACCGCACGUCCUCGGUUGCUAAGUAACGUCUGCAGGGGUACUGGAGGUGGCGGCUGCCGCAUCGCUGGAUGCUGUUAGCGUGCUGUAAAUUAAACCGCGUUGUUUUCGGACGCAAAACUGAACGAGCUUUGACGAAGAGGAUGGACGAGAGUACCGAGUUAUCUCUGACCAUCGCCCAGAUCGUGCAGCGGCUGAAAGGAAGCCAUUUACACUCUCAGAUAGAGAGGCAAGCCAAAGAGUGUUUACAUCAACCUGAUAUAAAACUGGAGUCUCUCAAAGAAGACGUACGCAGUUUUCUCAAAACAUCAGGCUGGGAAAGAAAGCUGCAGAAUGCAGUGUACAGAGAGCUGCAUGUCCAGCUGCCCCCGAGCCAUCCCGCGGCUCCUCCAGAGCAUCUCAAAGAGCCUCUGGCCUACAUGCGCAAGGCACAGGCCAGCUGGGAGAAGCGUGUCCUCAAAAGCCUGAACAGCAUGAGUACAGAGCUGGGAGUGCCUCUGGCCCGCAUGAGGCCCGCAGUGGAGCAGAAGGAGCUCACCAACAAAUGGAACGAGAUGGGCACAGAUGAACCAGAUUUAAGCCGCUUUAGGCCAGUUUAUGCCCCCAAAGACUUCCUGGAGGUGUUAAUCAGUUUGCGGAACCCCAACCACGACAGCAGUGAGGAUAUCAGUGCCAGGAGCCACUGGGGUCUCAUCCAGGUUCCCCUCAAUGUCAGGGACAUCCCACAGCUGAGACAGGCCUACUCAGAGCUGAACCUAACCACAGGGCAGUUGGGGAUCGACGACCACGCACACGUACAUCCAGACUUAUUUGAGAACGACUACGUUCAAAUCGGGAAGAAAGUGGUUGCAGAUCAGGACAGUGCAGCAGCACAGCAGUACAGCAGGCAGGGGUGCCCCACUGGGCUCCGGGCAGAGCUGUGGGCCCUCAUCCUGAACUCCACCAACCAGCCACCGGAUGUGAUGCAUUACGAACAGCUGAAGGCUGGAGUCAUACAACAUGACCUGCUGGUGGACAACCUUAUCUAUAAGGAUGUGAAGCUCACUGCCAGUAAUGACGACUACUACUUUGUGUUUGAAGAUUUCCUCUACCAGGUGUUGCUGUGUUUCUCCCGGGACACCGCCGUAUUGGAGCACUUCAAAUACAACAGUGCCACUCCUCCCAAAUCCUACAUCCAGGGGAAAGUGGGAGAGGAGGAGUGUGCUGUCGUUUAUCCUCCCAACGGUGUAAUCCCUUUCCAUGGAUUUUCAAUGUAUGUGGCACCUCUGUGUUUCUUGUACAACGAGCCAUCCAAACUGUACAGUGUAUUCAGGGAAAUGUACAUCCGCUACUUCUUCAGACUGCACUCCAUCUCCUCCUCUCCCUCGGGUAUAGUGUCUUUGUGCUUGCAGUUUGAGCGGCUGCUCCAGACUCAUCUGCCUCAGCUCUUCUACCAUCUCCGACAGAUUGGCGCACAGCCGUUGCGUAUUGCCUUUAAGUGGAUGGUGAGGGCCUUCUCUGGCUAUCUGUCCACUGACCAGCUUCUUCUUCUCUGGGAUCGAAUCCUGGGUUACGACUCACUGGAGGUAGUUGCAGUCCUAGCAGCUGCUGUGUUCGCCUUCCGCGCCGAGAACCUGAUGGAAGUGACGUCACUGGCCUCAGCUGAGGCUGUCCUCGCUGACCUUUCAACCCUGAAGGUCAUGCCGCUCAUCCAGAUCUUUCUGUUCGCCACCGCCAUCUGAGGUGCGCCCACAGCGACUACAGUUUGAGUCGUGGUACGUACACACCAGUUGGGAGGAUAAAGAGACACCACAAAAAUGCCACUUUACUUUGCCAUACCGCACCAAUAUGACCAAUCAUCUAUGAAGAAACACUAGACUAGUGUGGGAUAUCAAGGAAAACCUACACAGGCGUUACACAUCUUGCAGUGGUUCAAACAAAAAGCCAAACCUCUCUAAUGCAUGUAAGCACCAUAAAUACUGAACACCCUGUAUCAUGUUAUUAGAUAUUAUACAGUAUAUAAGUAUAGACCAGUAGGGUUAAGCUAACCUCCAUAAGCCAUAUGCUGUGCAGGAAAGAUGAUACACACAGCAGCGCUCAGAUCAGCUGUGAAGCUCAUUAGGAGAUGAGUUGCAUGAAGCAGUAAUUGUAUUGCGAUAGCAGCGUGCGAGAGAGAACAGUAACGUCUCCAAGCUUGGCUAAUGAAGUGUUAAUUAGCUCUUGCAAUUUAUUCUGCUCUGUGGCUCCUGCUUGUUAUAACACUAUUAGAUAACGCUGUCACUGAUGAAUGAGGAGAUUGGAAGCAUUAGCCUGCGUCAGCGUGUUGGGAGAAACAGUCAAAAGACACAAACUGAAUUAAACUGUAACUCUUACGAUUAGAAGCUGCCGUGUUUACACAUAAUUUAUUGUAUUUAUUACUGCACUCUAAAGGGACAUUUUAGCACCCUCAGUGCCAGUAUUUAUUUUAUUUCAUUGUGAACAUUUUAUGGUUGUUUUUCAAUUUUAAAUUCGGAAUCUAAGGCCUGAAUGUAUUCACCUACUUUGUCCUGUAUUUCUGUUUUUAAAGACAGCGUUUGUCUCCUUUGGUUUAAAUGCAAUCAAACCAUCUUUUCUCAGUUAUUAUUAACUUUGCCAGUCAAUGCCAAUGUCUUUCAUCAACACCUUUUAAUGUUUAUUGCAAACUUAGAUAACACAUUUUUUUUAAAUAAAAUAAAAUUUGGUUGAAUCA